AUUCCGCAGCAUCACACAGACGACGCAGCAUCAGCAACACACACACACACCGAGCAAUCAAUCCAUCACACACAAACACAAACAAACGCACAGGGCGCGAGAGCUCGAACGAGAGGAGGAAAGGUCGGCAAUGGGGAGGGCGCCGUGCUGCGAGAAGAUGGGGCUGAAGAGGGGGCCGUGGACGGCGGAGGAGGACAGGAUCCUGGUGGCGCACAUCGAGCGGCACGGGCACAGCAACUGGCGCGCGCUGCCGAGGCAGGCCGGCCUUCUCCGCUGCGGCAAGAGCUGCCGCCUCCGGUGGAUCAACUACCUCCGCCCCGACAUCAAGCGCGGCAACUUCACCCGCGAGGAGGAGGACGCCAUCAUCCACCUCCACGACCUUCUCGGCAACCGAUGGUCCGCGAUUGCAGCGAGGCUGCCGGGGAGGACGGACAACGAGAUCAAGAAUGUGUGGCACACUCACCUCAAGAAGCGGCUGGAGCCGAAGCCGUCGUCCGGCCGGGAAGCCGCCGCGCCCAAGCGAAAGGCGACCAAGAAGGCUGCGGCGGUGGCGGUGGCGAUCGACGUUCCGACCACCGUGCCGGUGUCGCCGGAGCAGUCGCUCUCGACCACGACGACGUCGGCCGCCACCACCGAGGAGUACUCGUACUCGAUGGCCUCCUCCGCGGAUCACAACACCACGGACAGUUUCACCUCGGAGGAGGAGUUCCAGAUCGACGACAGCUUCUGGUCGGAGACGCUGGCAAUGACGGUGGACAGCACCGACUCCGGGAUGGAGAUGAGCGGCGGCGAUCCUCUCGGCGCGGGCGGUGCCUCGCCGUCGUCGAGCAACGACGACGACAUGGACGACUUCUGGCUCAAGCUGUUCAUCCAGGCCGGUGGCAUGCAGAAUUUGCCCCAGAUUUAAUUUAGGCAGAGAAUUGGCCUCUUGGGUCGAUCUCUUGUUCAUUUUUCUUACCACCACUAUUCUUUGAAUCUUUGGAGCUGUGUAAAUCUUUACAAAGCGGAGAGAUUGAUGGGAAACGAAAGAAGGCAAUAUUAUCUUUCAUGGCGGUGUUCAUUGGAGAAAAAAA
Oryza sativa Japonica Group (Japanese rice) is the source of this 1073-nucleotide messenger RNA. Its product is annotated as transcription factor MYB30-like. The record is from RefSeq and is a predicted model, not a curated record. NCBI's taxonomy places the organism in Eukaryota, Viridiplantae, Streptophyta, Magnoliopsida, Poales, Poaceae.